AGAAAAGCUGAAACCAGAGCUGUUCAAUCAGAUUUCAAGAAGGGAAAUCCAGAGAGAGAGAGAAGAUGUCGGUGCUUAUAGUUACGAGUUUGGGAGAUAUAGUUGUGGAUUUAUACACUGACAGGUGCCCUCUUACUACCAAGAACUUCUUAAAGCUCUGCAAGAUAAAGUAUUACAAUGGGUGUCUCUUUCACACGGUCCAGAAGGAUUUUACUGCACAGACUGGUGACCCAACUGGAACGGGUUCUGGUGGUGACUCAAUAUACAAAUUUUUGUAUGGUGAUCAGGCUCGCUUUUUCGGUGAUGAGAUUCAUCUUGAUUUGAAGCAUGCUAAAACAGGUACAAUUGCCAUGGCUAGUGCUGGAGAGAAUCUCAAUGCCUCUCAGUUCUAUAUUACAUUGCGUGAUGAUCUAGACUAUCUCGAUGGGAAGCAUACAGUUUUUGGGGAGAUAGCAGAGGGAUUGGAGACAUUGACAAGGAUCAAUGAGGCUUAUGUGGAUGAGAGCAACAGACCCUAUAAAAAUAUUAGAAUCAAGCAUACCUACAUAUUGGAUGAUCCUUUUGACGAUCCUCCGCAACUAUCAGAGUUGAUUCCUGGAGCCUCCCCUGAAGGGAAACCUAAAGAUGAGGUUGAUGAUAAUGUGCGUCUUGAAGAUGACUGGGUGCCUAUGGAUGAACAAUUGGCUCCUGGAGAGCUUGAGGAGCGUCUACGUGCGAAAGAUGCGCAUUCCAGCGCGGUUGUACUUGAGACUAUUGGGGAUAUUCCUGAUGUUGAGAUAAAGCCGCCUGACAAUGUGCUUUUUGUUUGUAAGCUGAAUCCAGUCACAGAAGAUGAGGACUUGUUCACAAUUUUCUCACGCUUUGGAACUGUGCAAGCGGCUGAUAUAAUACGUGAUUAUAAGACUAACGACAGUUUGUGCUACGCGUUCAUAGAAUUUGAAACGAAGGAGGCAUGUGAAGAAGCAUAUUUCAAGAUGGAUAAUGCAUUGAUUGAUGACCGGAGAAUUCAUGUAGAUUUUAGUCAGAGUGUUGCAAGGUUGUGGUCCCAAUACAGGCGCAAAGAUGCGGGCAAAGGCAAAGGCUGCUUCAAAUGUGGUGCACUUGAUCACAUUGCCAAGGAGUGCACUGGUGAUUCUGCCAAUAAACAGCAACCUCAGAAGUACAUAUUAAAGAAUGAUAAUGCACAGCGUGGUGGAGGCAACAACUCCAGUUAUGAGAUGGUGUUUGAUGGAAACACUCCAGAAAGUCCAAGACAAAAAAAGAGACAUCAAGGCCAUGGUCCAAAUGACCUAAUUGAUAACCAAAAGAUGAAUAGGCAGAGUUCUGAGGACCGAAGGUGGGAUCAAGAAAAGAAGCGCUCAAGUGAUAGGGACCGACACAAUGUCAGAGGUAGAGAAUACAAAGAGGAAUCCAGUCGAGACAGUAGAUCAAGUCGAUCUGGUGGAAGAAGUCAUCAAUAUAAUGUGGCAUGGGGAAAGGAUACUGAAAAACCUAAGGUGAGACAGAGUGAUACAUAUGAUAAGCUGGAUCAACGGGAGAGUGGAAAGAGGUACACAGAUGAUGGCACCUAUGCAGAGAGAAGACGUGACGGAGAUUACAGAAAGAGGAGUGCAGAUAGUGAUAGAGAGAAGCACAACGAGAGACGAAGAGACAGAGAUGAUGAUGAUGAUGAUAAGAAUUAUAGUAGGAAGAGAACCGCAGAUGGUGAUACACCCACGGAAAGGAGUAGGGAUAGAGAAUGCAGAGAAAGAAGUGCAGCUAAUGGUAGCCCUUCAGAAAAGAGAGACGAUGAAGUUUAUAAAAAGAGACAUGCAGAGCAUGAUAGGCAUGCAGAGACGAGGGAUGAUAGAGACUACAGGAAGAAAUCUGUUGAUGAUGACAGACGAAACAAGAGAGAUGAGCCAGUUCAUAGGAAGAGAAGCACAGGGAAGGAAGAUAGAGAAUAUAGAAGGUGAGAGGCAUGGAAGUUCUCUUAAAGGAUAUAAGCCUGUGAUUGUAUAAUUUUGACCCCAGAACUUUUACCAGACUUAAGGUUUUCUGCGACUUCUCUCUGUAACGAAUGGAAUCAAUAUUGUACUGGUGUCAGUUUUGUACUAGUGACCCUAAAAUGAAAUACUCGAAACAAUCGAC
Molecule: messenger RNA, 2130 nt
Organism: Fragaria vesca subsp. vesca
Lineage: Eukaryota; Viridiplantae; Streptophyta; Magnoliopsida; Rosales; Rosaceae
Product: peptidyl-prolyl cis-trans isomerase-like 4-like
Exons: 15
Coding region: 66-1955 (629 amino acids)
Biological process (GO): protein peptidyl-prolyl isomerization
Cellular component (GO): nucleus
Molecular function (GO): peptidyl-prolyl cis-trans isomerase activity; RNA binding; zinc ion binding
Source: RefSeq, a predicted model, not a curated record